This is a messenger RNA of Strongylus vulgaris, 792 nucleotides long. The record is from the annotation of a GenBank genome assembly. Lineage: Eukaryota; Metazoa; Nematoda; Chromadorea; Rhabditida; Strongylidae.
CUUGAAAAACUUUCAUCGAAGAUGUAUACCCGGUUUGAUUUCUAUUUCUGAGACGACCCUUUUUCUCCAGCUUAGUCUCAUGGCUUUGAUGAUCUCUGAUUUGAAUGACGAAGAGAAAGUGAACUCCUGGCCUUCUGUUUUUUCAGCUUGGUUUCCGCUAAACAUGGCGGUCGGUAAGAAUAAUAAUAAAAUGGGCAAAAAGGGAGGCAAGAAGAAGGCCGUAGAUCCCUUCGCUCGUAAGGAAUGGUUCGAUAUCAAGGCGCCAUCGAUGUUCUACAAUCGCCAAGUUGGCAAGACGCUCAUCAACAGGACACAAGGAACCAAAAUUGCCUCUGAAGGUCUUAAGGGACGUGUCUUCGAGGUGUCACUGGCUGAUUUGAACGACUCUGAAGCUGACUUCAGAAAGUUCAAGCUUGUAUGUGAAGAUGUGCAGGGAAAGAAUGUGCUCACCAACUUCCACGCUAUGUCCAUGACCCGUGACAAGCUUUGCUCCAUCGUUAAGAAGUGGCAUACCCUCAUCGAGGCUAACGGUGUGUUCAAGACCACCGAUGGCUACGUCCUUCACCUGUUCUGCAUUGGUUUCACCAAGCGAUCACCAAACCAGGUUAAGAAGACCACAUACACAAAAGCCUCUAAGGUCCGAAAGAUCAGAGCUAGAAUGCUUGAACUGAUGAAGAGAGAGAGUAUCAAAGAGAGGCAUGAACAAAAUAUGCACAUCAAAUCUUUUUCUGGUCGUCAUUUUCUCAAAAAUCAUCUUUUUACUUCCCACUUCGAAAACUUCACAAAUUAGCG